UCCUCCUCCUCUUCCCGGCUGUGGCUGUGGCUCUGGCCCGGCCCAGGGAGAAGCCCUUCCAGGCCGUGGGCGCCCUCUUUCCUCCCGACAGGAGCGCCGCCCGCCGCCUCCUCCUCCUCCUCCUUGAGGCCUAGCGCCGAGGCGAGCAGGACGGGAGCCUCGGGCUUUCCUGAGCAGCGGCGCAGGAGGAGGAGGGCCCCGUCCGGGCGGGAGGACAUGGUGACGGGAUGGAGCGCACCGACGCCUCCCCCGCCGCCUCCGACGCCUUCCCCCUCCACCUGCUCGUCUGGCACAACCGGCACCAGGCGCUGGACAGCGAGCUCCGGAAGGGACAGCAUGAUAUUGAGAUGUUGGACCCACGUGGCCGAACACCCCUGGAGCUGGCCGUGUCCCUUGGGAACUUGGAAUCUGCUCGAGUGCUCUUGCGACACAAUGCUGCCGUGGGCCAGGAGAAUGCCAGCGGUUGGACAGUCCUGCAGGAGGCCGUAAGCACAGGGGAUCCAGAGAUGGUGCAACUGGUACUCCAGUAUCGUGAUUACCAGCGUGCCACACAGCGCCUAGCUGGCAUCCCAGAAUUGCUCAACAAACUCCGCAAAGCUCCUGAUUUCUAUGUGGAGAUGAAGUGGGAGUUUACUAGCUGGGUGCCCCUGGUCUCCAAGAUAUGUCCAAGUGAUGUGUACCGUGUGUGGAAGCGUGGGGAAAACCUGCGAGUGGACACAACUUUACUGGGCUUUGAGCACAUGAUCUGGCAGCGGGGCCGGCGAAGCUACAUCUUUAAAGGCGAAGAUGAGAAUGCAGUGGUGAUGGAGGUCGAUCACGACAAGCAGGUUGUGUACACAGAGACUCUGUCACUAGCCUUGCACGAGCCUGAGCUGAUGCUGGCUGCCAUGCAGCCGUCUGAGGAGCACGUGGCCAGUCGGCUCACUUCUCCCAUUGUCUCCACCCACCUGGAUACCAAGAACAUUGCCUUUGAGCGGAACAAGUCUGGCAUCUGGGGCUGGCGCUCAGAGAAAAUGGAAACUAUCAGUGGCUAUGAAGCCAAGGUUUACAGUGCCAGCAAUGUGGAGCUUGUCACCAAAACUCGCACUGAGCACCUGUCAGACCAGGACAAAACACGCAACAAAGGUUCCAAGACUCCGUUCCAGUCCUUCCUGGGAAUUGCCCAGCAGCAUGCUGCCCAGAAUGGGGCUCCAGUGUUGCAGUCAGCCAGCCCCACCAACCCAACAUCUAUUACUCCUGAGGAAUAUUUUGACCCCAACUUCAACUUGGAAUCCCGCAAUAUUGGCCGCCCUAUUGAGAUGUCCAACAAGGUGCAGAGGUUCAAGGCAACUCUUUGGCUCUGCGAGGACCAUCCCCUCUCCCUGGUGGAGCAGGUGACUCCCAUCAUUGACCUGAUGGCUAUCAGCAAUGCCCACUUUGCCAAGUUGCGUGACUUCAUCACUCUUAAGUUGCCUCCUGGCUUUCCUGUCAAAAUCGAGAUACCGCUCUUCCAUGUAUUGAAUGCCCGCAUCACUUUUAGCAACUUAUGUGGCUGUGAUGAACCGCUGAGCUCUGUGCGAAUUUGUACUCCCACCCCCAUACCAGGGAACAUGUCUGAAGAGCCAAUUGCUGGGGCAGAAGCAGCCAAUAACACCAAAGUGUACCCUUUCCCCUGUGAGGUGGAUCCAUCAGUGUUUGAGGUGCCCCAGGGCUACACAAUGUUGGGUGCAGGCCGCACAGAGCCUAUGAGGGAUGAAGAUGAUGACUUGCUCCAGUUUGCCAUUCAGCAAAGCCUUUUGGAUGCUGGUACAGAAACAGACCAGGUCACUAUAUGGGAAGCUCUAACCAACACAAGACCAGGAUCCAAUCCUCCGUCCUAUGAUGAGGAAUUACAGCUGGAACGGGCUAUCCAGGAGAGCAUGUUCCUUCAGUCAGGGCCAGGUGUGGGCCCGGCAGAGACAGGGGGUGGCAGUGGCGGUCCUCCUUCUGAAGGCAGUCCAGCUCUCAGCAACAACGGGGGCAACUCUUCAGCCUUGCCUCCACCCUACCCUAGCUUUGACGAGCAGCUGCGCUUGGCCAUGGAGCUGUCAUCAAGGGAGCAGGAGGAACGGGAGCGCCAACGCCAAGAAGAAGAUGAGGAGUUGCAGCGUAUCCUCCAGCUCUCCCUGACGGAGAAGUAGCAUCCCAGCCUGCCAGCGAAGGGCCCCUAGCCUCCCUCAGGUCUCACACCUCUCAGCCUAACUGUCCUUGCCAUCAUUGUAUUUUUUUAACCUCUUUGGGGUGGGGGUGGAAUUCCAUGUUUUGUCCCUUUCCUGUUAGGGACAGGCUGGAUGUGAGAAGACAGCACCCUCUACAUUUCCUGGGACUCACACAGUUCCAUUCUCUGGUAUUAUUUCCUGUAAUUUUUUUUAAUUGCUUUAUAUCCUCAUUCUUCACUGAGGAAAUGUUUUAUACAGCAUAGAGAGUUGGGGUGGGGACAGAGGAGGAGGAGGAGGAGCAGCAGCAGCAGCAGCAGAGAGAAAAGAAGUGGAAAAAGAGGAAGAAGUCAAGGAAAUUCUUAUCACUCAACAGGAGUGUGAUAUUUUGAAAGACUGAAAUAAGUUCACAGCAUUCUCUCUCCUCGCAAGUGGGUUUGCCUUGCUAGAGACUGAGCCACAGAGGGGUGGGUGGAUUUCUGAACUGUGGUGCAAUGAUGUUUGCAGUGAGACCUGACGCCAGGCUCAAGUGUGAGGAAUAAUUUUCAGUUCCCAUUUCCCCCCUCCCUCCUCAUUGAGAGCUGCUGCUCUCCCUAGCCCUGUGUUUAAUUUAUUUUAUUUAUAUCUCUGCAGAUAUAUACAGAAAAAGGGGAGUGGGAGGAGUUUUUUUUUUUUUUAACUGAACCCAGUGGGUCUAAAGGGAAGAGCUGUGCCCAUUCUCGAGUGGCUUUCCCCUGUCGUCUGGGGACCAGGAACAGGGGUUCUGGGCAGCAGGAACUACUAAAUAAAACCAAGAAACCAGCA
Molecule: messenger RNA, 2978 nt
Organism: Sceloporus undulatus (fence lizard)
Lineage: Eukaryota; Metazoa; Chordata; Lepidosauria; Squamata; Phrynosomatidae
Gene: ANKRD13D
Product: ankyrin repeat domain 13D
Exons: 15
Coding region: 228-2159 (643 amino acids)
Cellular component (GO): cytoplasm
Molecular function (GO): protein binding
Source: RefSeq, a predicted model, not a curated record